AGUCAUAUCAAAACAAAAAAUAUACUUGCGAAUUAAUUGCAAGAGAGAUUCGCACAUUUUUAAAAUAGGAUGCUAGUUUCAAUACCUGGAAUUGAUCAUGUCCAAAACAUGACCAAAUCCUCGAAGAAUGCGCAUGUAAGCGAGUUUGAAGUGUAUCGGGGUAAGCUGCGAGCGAAUGAUCUAAGCGGAAGAUUUGAUUCCGGAGUGGAUUUAUCAUACGAUGAAGAUUGCAAUGCAGGGAGUGACGCGAAUAAGCCAAUAAAGAGCUGCCUGCUUAAAAAGACUGGCAAGGUCAAUCUCAAGCAUGUGACCUUUUACGAGAAACGAUUUAUCGAAUUCAACAAGUAUGAGUGCGCACAUACGUGCAAUCUAAAGCACUACCUAGAUAUGGAGGAGCCAGUGUAUCCACCGACUGUGCGUAUUUACGAUUAUGGUCGACAACCUCUGGGAGUGGUGCAGAAUCGUAGCAUGGAGAGUGCUGCCUUUGCCAGCAUGUUGUGGAGAACUCUGUGGGAAAGGUUCAAUUUGUGAACGUCGCGUUGCCUAUUUUGAUAAAUAUCAGAAGCGCAAUCGUAAGCUCGUACCCCAGCCAUGACUUGAAUCCAGCAUCACGCAUGGACGUAUGAAGCG
Sphaeroforma arctica JP610 is the source of this 630-nucleotide messenger RNA. RefSeq lists its product as hypothetical. Bases 70 to 531 code for a protein of 153 amino acids. The record is from RefSeq and is a predicted model, not a curated record. NCBI's taxonomy places the organism in Eukaryota, Ichthyosporea, Ichthyophonida. The transcript has a single exon.